Plasmopara halstedii is the source of this 3036-nucleotide messenger RNA. RefSeq lists its product as uncharacterized. Lineage: Eukaryota; Oomycota; Peronosporomycetes; Peronosporales; Peronosporaceae. The transcript has a single exon. Bases 1697 to 1987 code for a protein of 96 amino acids. The record is from RefSeq and is a predicted model, not a curated record.
GUGUUGUUCUACAAAAAGGAUUGAAAAUAGCUUGGCUGAUCCAUCAAAUGCGAUUGUUUCGCCUUUCGAUCGUGACGGUCGGGUGUUGUGGGUUGCAGGUGGUGAAUGAGAUUGUAAAGGCACAUAUUAUGAUCCCGCCAGCUCGUCCGUGAGCCGCAUCAUAGCUGCUGUAAAUGCUGAAGUGUUCCACUUACCUUGACAUUAUUGGGCAUCGCUGCCCUCAUAAGUGCAAUGGCAAUGACUCAAGGUGCUGUUCUCAAACGACACUCUUCAAUAUAAUAAUCGUGUUCAAAUAUCAACGAUUCAUCAAGUAUUGCAGAUAAAUGCCAAUUUCUGACAAUACAGAAGGUAUGCCCAUCUUAUCUGAAUUACCUAAGUCAUUAGAAAUCGUAGACUUCUACUGUUUAUUUCUAGCGAGAAGUAGCGGUCAGGUGGUGAGUUAGAAAUUGCUGAACUAGAAAUACAUAAUCUGACGAGAUUUUUAUCUUAUUCUUAUCCGGUGCGCUGCAUCGCUUUAAAGAUGGGCAACCUUCUGACCAUUCGACAAUCCCACGUUCAAAAUAUCAUGUCCCGAUUGCACAUUACCACUGAAAGUUUUUGGACAUUUGGAACGUUACCAGAGAGGCAUGUUGUCCCAAUCAUUAUGUCUAACAAAGCUACCACGUUGCCAUACGUAAAUACUUCUUGAUACAUUUUGUAAAGCGAAAUGUCUUGAUGCUAUUUGUUGUAGGGUGGUGAAAGUCUCAGUGGCAAGUUAAUCGGUGCUGCUUAAAGCAAAUUAAUAACUUUGGGGAUGCUGUAGCAUAGACGUACGCAUUCACUUUGAGCACAAAAUUUCGAGCAUGCAAGUAUGGACUUAUAAUUAGCUUGUUAUGGAAUCGCCACCAUUUCGGUCGAUCGAGUUACGAAUCGCAUUGCACAUGGCGACUUAGUAAGAGGUCAUUUAUACAGGUAGCUCUUCAAUGGCUGUCCAAAUUCCAGGGUAUCGCCAUGAUAUCGAAGCUGGCAAGUUUAUCCAAACGAGCGUUUUGAUGUCUUGAUCGUUGCUGCUGCGUCAAUCUGAUUCUUCUGAUUGUAUCGCUGAGCGCUAUCAUGACAUGUGUGGCGCUGGAUGAAACCUUGCGUCCGAGUCCAGGGCUUCCAAAGCUGUUGGAUCCUCAUGAUCUCGAAUCUGUCAAGAAACACGAAUAAAUUGCAGCGCAACGAAAAGAACUCGCUGCUCAGUGGCGUGCAAUUCAGGAACAAGUGGAUCAGCUGCCCCAUGUGUCUGUCGAUAUGAUCCAAGCUAAAUUACUUUUAUUCGACGACAAUAACUUCAAACUUAAAUGAAAAUUUAAGGUUGCAAGGUGAAUUAGAUGUUACUAAUGUAAAAACAUCCUGAUGUUGUAUCAAUCUUCGGGUUAUUUCUUAUAAAAAGAUCCUAUGGUGUUUGCCAAUGGUAGGUUUUUCACAUACACUAGCCUGCGUGGCGGUCGUCAUCAUCACAGCUCUUUUUAGCAUACGACAAAUGCACUUAAUUUGUGCAUUUGCUUGAUCAAAGCAAAUAUCUUUGAUAUCUUUGUGCUCAUUUUCAAAGGCGCUACAGGUUUUCGGUAUUAUUUCUUGCGCUCAAAAGUUUAGAAGAUUAUAUACUCCAGCUCUUCAGCGCGUAGCCCCUUUUCUGCUUCCUCACAAAUGAAGCCGAUAGUUGUUUUGUAUGAUUUGGUGUUGGUUACCAGCGAGAAACAUCGAAUGCACAUUCUUCGCAGUCUUUUCAGGCAAACACGAGGGCAUAGGCAACGGUAAAUUAUUGGUCUAUCGCGUCGAUAUCCACCAAGCGAGUCGCUUCAUUUUAAUAUUUACGAGCGACCACACGCCGGAUUUGUAUCCAUCACGAGCAAACGCGUAUCUCACGAUAAACCGACACGUGCAUACCGCCCCGCUCAUUGGUGGACGAUGUGAUUAUAGCAACGACAUCGCGGUUCAAGAGAACAUCAUCGUCACUUGAUCAUCGAAAUCGGAUUCUCUACAAAACAAUGCAGGCUUAGCAAAUCGUGAGAGCAUAUGAAGGUAAUGUCGACUAUUUACUUAGGUAAUGGUUUUGCCCUCCCUUUUUCUUUUUAAAUGACACAGUAGUUCAUACUCCAGCUCGCGAUUCGAUUGAGACUUGAUCCCCGCUACACCGCAGGGAUUACCUUGUUGAAAAAAAAAUAAUGCAUAUACAUCAGAGCCAGACAACGGGAUAGAGGCUGCGUAGUAUUUUCUAAAGCAACCGGUUGUGAGGUGGUGCGGUCCCGCACCACCUCAGAUUCAUGGGUAGAUGAGGAACCUUUGACAGCAACGCCCCAAAUAAUUGACAGCCUGGAAGCAGCGACUUUCUUUUCAUGGCGUCUAUUUGAUUUGAAGUGGAUUCAACUAAUUGCAAGCGGUAAUUGGUGAUUCGCCGAAUCUGACAAUGCAAGUCUUUAAUCUUCGACAGGCAAAGGUUGCGAAGUCAAUCAGUCGCAUCGCCAAAAUAACGACAAAAAACUUAGAAGCUUUUGCCGUCGUCGCUUCCAGUAGAGGGUUUGAUAAAAUAGAACGUGCAGCUUAGAUUGUCCAUAUGUCAAAAUAAAGUUGAACGCCUGAGAAGGCCAUAAGAACCAGUGAAAAAAAGUUGCGACCGAUUUAAGAUGUUGCCAUGAGCCGUUCAUUAUCCUUAAGAACAAGCACCGAUCAUAUUAGCAAAGUCGUUGUAAUACCGACAAGGACUCGGUCACCAGAUUAUAUCACAAUCUGUCAAUCUGAAGCCAGCGGUACAAUACUCAACUGACUCGAUUGUAGCUGUUACGACAGCUGCGCGCGCAUUAAAAUACUGUUUUGCCUUGGAGACUGAACAAGCAUCACAGCUCUAUGAUCAAGAGCUACAUCACUGACAACAUUGCUCCCACACUUCAAACACCUGAAAAUGGGGUGCCUGACGGAAUCUAAAUGACGUAAAUUUCUUCCAGAAUAUUCCUUGGAAAUUUGGCCAAUUGCCACGCAGCUUAUGCAAUUGUUGGGAGGAUAUGAUUAGUG